AUGUCUCACUCUGGUGCUCAAGGCAGCAUUGGCAGUCACUCUGCCAUGGGCCUGCGAAGUCAUAAGAUUCACCUCUAUGAAUUUGAAAACUUCCAAGGCCGUAAAAUUGAGCUGUUUGCAGAGUGCCGUAAUCUGAGUGACAAGGGGCUGGAGAAAAUCGGCUCCAUCCGUGUAGAGAAUGGACCCUGGGUGGGCUUUGAGCAGCAGAACUUGACUGGUGAGAUGUUCAUGCUGGAGAAGGGAGAAUACCCUAGAUGGGACACCUGGUCCAACAGCUACAGGUGUGACCGUCUAAUGUCAGUCAGGCCAGUCAAAAUGGACCCCCAGGACCACAAAAUUUGCCUAUAUGAAUGCACAAACUUUGAGGGCCGCAAGAUGGAAGUGAGUGAUGAGGAUAUUCCAAGCCUGUGGUCAUAUGGCUUCCAGGACCGCGUCGCUAGCAUUCAGGUCACUGGUGCAACGUGGGUGGCUUACCAAUACCCUGGCUACCGUGGUUACCAGUAUAUCAUGGAAACGGGUUCUUUUAAGCACUGGAAUGAGUGGGGGGCCCACCAACCCCAAAUUCAGUCCAUCCGUAGAGUGAAAGACAUGCAGACACACCGUAGAGGCUGCUUCGAGAUGAACUCUGAAAGCCGCUCAAGCUACUAG
This is a messenger RNA of Nerophis lumbriciformis (worm pipefish), 648 nucleotides long. Lineage: Eukaryota; Metazoa; Chordata; Actinopteri; Syngnathiformes; Syngnathidae. The record is from RefSeq and is a predicted model, not a curated record.